Messenger RNA from Ixodes scapularis (black-legged tick), 584 nucleotides. RefSeq names its product serum amyloid A protein. The annotation marks the transcript as partial. Gene Ontology annotation, cellular component: extracellular region. The record is from RefSeq and is a predicted model, not a curated record. Lineage: Eukaryota; Metazoa; Arthropoda; Arachnida; Ixodida; Ixodidae. The transcript is spliced from 2 exons.
ACAUUUCACUCCACAUUUAUUUCAGCGAUCCCUGGCCGAAUACUGCUGUUAGUGGCAGUAGCACUGGCCUACUUCGCUACCGUCCAAUGUCAAAGUGGCGGUACUAGCUGGUCUAAGUUUGUCGACUGCUUGAGGGAAGGCGGACGUACGUUGGGCACUGGGGUCGGGAUCUGCGUCCAACGAGCAAUGCUCGCUCAAUACAGGCGCAUGAACCGCGCCAAUUGCCGAAAUUGUGACAAGUACUUCCACUGCGUGGCGAACAGGAAUGCUAUGCGCUGCGGCGGCAGGAGCCGCAGAAGAAGGCAAAUCGCCUGGAGAGUGGCCACGGUGGUCAGCAACUGCCGAGAGCGCUCCCAGGGCGGCGGACGGGACAGCCGGCAAGACCAGAUCGCCAACCGCAUCGGACGUAAUGGAGGAAACUGCGAGAAGGCCUACCUGAAGAGAGUCAGGUGCUUCUUUCAUCCCAGGACCGGAAGGUGUUCACGCCGCGGCUAGGGAAACCUCCACCGCCCUUACCUUGUUGGUCGGUGCACCCCCUGAAGAAGCUAUCUGGUGGGCCGAAUAAAUAGACCAUUUCGGAAAUA